This is a messenger RNA of Oncorhynchus masou masou (cherry salmon), 1394 nucleotides long. Its product is annotated as actin-related protein 2/3 complex subunit 1A-A-like. Gene Ontology annotation, molecular function: actin filament binding. The record is from RefSeq and is a predicted model, not a curated record. Gene Ontology annotation, cellular component: actin cytoskeleton; Arp2/3 protein complex. Lineage: Eukaryota; Metazoa; Chordata; Actinopteri; Salmoniformes; Salmonidae. Bases 261 to 1379 code for a protein of 372 amino acids. Gene Ontology annotation, biological process: Arp2/3 complex-mediated actin nucleation. The transcript is spliced from 9 exons.
CUGUGUGUCUCUCAAUCUCGCUCUACUUCCUCUUCUUGUGUCCUCUCCAGUCCUGCGCUGCACUGCUUCAUUCGUGUAGACUGCCCAGAGUCCGCGAAUACAACCCUGCUACAACCACACACACAGAGACGUCGGUUUACAUCAUCGUAUCGUUCCUGUCCACUGGAGGAAGGAGAGUAGAGUUCCAACCAAUCCCUGACAAGAAGAAGACAUUCCGUUCCCAGCCACAUUCCAGAACCCUGUGGACCCCUUGUUGAAGCAUGUCUCUGUACAGCUUUGGGUUGGAGCCUCUCUCCUGUCAUGCCUGGAAUAAGGACAGGACACAGAUUGCUGUCAGCCCCAACAGCAGUGUGGUGAUCAUCUAUGAGAAGAAGGGGAACGAGUGGGCCAAGAUCCACGAGCUGACUGAGCACAGUGGACGAAUCACAGGCAUCGACUGGGCUCCGGAUUCGAACCGCAUCGUGACGUGUGCAUCGGAUCGUAAUGCGUACGUGUGGACCCUGAAGGACAAGGUGUGGAAGCCCACUCUGGUGUUGGUGAGGAUCAACCGGGCUGCUACUUUUGUCAAGUGGUCCCCUCUGGAGAAUAAGUUUGCCCUGGGCAGCGGUGCUCGCCUCAUCUCUGUCUGCUACUUCGAGAAGGAGAACGACUGGUGGCUCAGUAAGCACAUAAAGAAGAGCAUCCGGUCCACGGUGAUGUGUCUGGACUGGCACCCCAACAACAUCCUGUUGGCUGCAGGAUCCUCUGACUUCCACUGCAGGAUCUUCUCUGCCUACAUCAAGGAAAUCGAGGAAAAGCCAGGCCCGACAGCUUGGGGGGCUAAGAUGCCAUUUGGGGAGAUGCUGCUGGAGACCAAGGACUGUGGAGGUUGGGUACACAGUGUCUCCUUCUCCCCCAGCGGAGACCACCUGGCCUGGGUCGCUCACAACAGCAGCAUCAGUGUGGCCGACGCCACCCAGGGGAAAGAGGUGACUCAGCUGACAACGGACCGUCUCCCUCUAGUGAGCGUGCUCUAUGUGAGCCCCACAGAGAUGGUUGCCGCGGGCCAUGACUGCUGUCCGUUUCAGUUCUCCUAUAAGGGCCCAGGCAGUCUGAAGUUUGUUAAGAAGCUGGACAUCCCCAAGCAGACCUCUAGGGGCAGCAUGUCCGCCAUGCAACACUUCCGCAAUCUGGAUAAGAAGGCUACUGACGACGAGAGCAACGAGCUGGGCUGCCUGCACCAGAACAGCAUCACUCAGCUGUGUAUCGUGUCAGGAACUAAGGCCCACGUGGACAAGUACAGCAGUGUGGGUCUGGACGGAGCUAUGGUCCUCUGGGACUUCAAGGUACUGCCUACAUACACCACAUAUACAAAAGGAUGUGGACACCCCGUCAAAUGAGUAGAUUCAUCUAUU